Messenger RNA from Entrophospora candida, 297 nucleotides. Lineage: Eukaryota; Fungi; Glomeromycota; Glomeromycetes; Entrophosporales; Entrophosporaceae. The record is from the annotation of a GenBank genome assembly.
GGUGGUGCACAAGUGGAAAAAAAAGUUAAUCUCAGACAAAUGGAUCAUUUGCAUCCUUUCAUAAGACAAUCCUUAGAUACAGUGAACCAAUAUUUUGAUGAUUUAAUAUUGAAGGAUCAAGAUGUUUUGAAAGAUGAAAGUUGUUGGAACAAAGUUUUAGGGUGUAUUCCUAAUGAGGAAACAAGGAACACUUUAAAGAAUCGUUGGUCUGAGAACCCUUCACAAACAUCUUCGGAUAGAUGGAAAGAUCUGGUGAAUGAGUUGAAUUCUGCCACAGGCAAAAAGGGAAAGGGAAAG